ACAGUAGGAGCCAUCUAUCUGUCUGUGUACAAGUGAAAACACGUCAUAAUUUUCAUUACACUCGUGCGCUACUCUUUGAUAUGGAUUUAUUUGAAUUUCAUUCAUACAACAUAUAUUUCCUUCCUAUUUAAGUGACACAGCAGUUCCCUUGUGUUGACGUUAUUUUACAAACGUGCAAAGAUGCUUCGACCGGUUUUCUCCCGACCAGGGGAUAACAUGUGGCAAGAAGAUAAACCUGAUAUUGAUGCCCACUCGUCUACGCAAUUUGUUUAUAAUGCGCACCACUCACUUGCGCUUGAUAUGCAACGCCAACGGCUUCCUAUAUUUAGAAACAAAGACCACAUAAUUUACUUAUUGGAGAAAUAUCAAACCCUGGUUCUGGUGGGUGAAACAGGCUGUGGUAAAAGCACACAAGUGCCUCAGUACCUUCUCGAAGCAGGAUGGUGUGCGGACGGGAAGAAGAUCGGUAUCACAGAACCUAGAAGGGUCGCCGCCACUUCCCUGGCGAAUCGUGUGGCCGACGAGCGCAAUUGCAUCCUGGGGACCACCGUGGGUUACUGCAUACGCUUUGACGAUUACACCGAUGAAACGACCAAGAUUAAGUACAUGACGGAAGGCAUUCUUCUGCGAGAAUUAAUGAACGACCCGUUAUUAACGAGCUACGCGGUCAUUAUCUUGGAUGAAGUGCACGAGAGAACGCUCCUGACCGACAUCAUAAUGGGGCUGCUGAAGAAAAUAAUCAGGAAACGAAAAAGCCUACGGAUCAUCGUUUCGUCGGCGACUGUUGACGCGGAGGAGCUCCGCGAUUUCUUCAAUGUGAACGCGACCAAGGAUCCCGCCAAGGAUAGCGCCGUCAUCAUAAGCGUCGAGGGACGCCUGUAUCCGGUGGAGGUAUUUUUCUUAAAAGAGCCAGUUGCAAAUUACGUUAAUGGUGUGGUGGACACCGUUCUAAAAAUACACGAGACGGAAGAACCAGGCGAUAUUCUAACGUUUCUCACGGGACUCGAUGAAGUCGAUCAAGCCGUCUCUCUUUUAUUGGAACACGCGAAGCUCAUCAAGGACGGGAAACAAAAACUGCACCCGUUGCCGAUGUACGGAUCGUUGCCGAACGCGGAGCAGCUGAAAGUAUUCUGGAAGGCGGCUAAAGACACUCGGAAAGUUAUCGUGGCAACCAAUAUCGCGGAAACGUCUAUCACCAUUCCAAAUAUAGUUUACGUAAUCGACUGCGGCUUCGUCAAAAUACCUUGGUUCGAGGCGGAAACCCAGACGAAUAGCCUCGUUAUCGUUCCAGUAUCAAGAGCUUCCGCCGACCAGCGAGCUGGCCGCGCUGGCCGCGUUCGUACAGGAAAAGCAUAUAGAUUGUACACAGAGGAGGCUUACGUUGGAUUAUUCGAGGCGACGCCACCGGAAAUGCAACGCUCGGACCUGGCGCCAGCGAUAUUGCAAUUGAAAGCGCUGGGCAUCGAUAACGUGUUACGAUUCAAUUUUCCGUCUGCGCCGCCCAGCAAGAAUCUAGUCAUGGCUUUGGAAUUGUUGUACGCUCUAGGUGCGAUUGAUGGUAACGGAGAUUUGACGACGCCGCUGGGUCUCACGAUGGCGGAGAUGCCUUUGGAGCCAGUACUCGCGAAAUCCUUAAUUGUCUCUGGUGAAAUGGGAUGUUCGGAGGAGAUCGCAACGAUAUUCGCCAUGCUGCAAGUUCAGAACGUCUUCGUGCAACCGGGUGGAGGACAAGCUAUUUUGAAGGCGAGAAUAGCGCAUCGCAAAUUCGAAGUGGAGGAGGGCGAUCUCCUGACAUUGCUGAACGUCUACACGGCUUUCCAGCAGAACAAAACGUCCGCCUGGUGCCAGAAGCACUUUCUCAAUUACAAAGCUCUGUGCAGAACGACGGAGAUUCGCAUUCAGAUGCAGAAAAUGUUGAAACGCUUAGACAUUCCGUUGACAUCCUGCGAUGGGAAUGUCCAGCAAAUUCUCAAAUGCCUGACAGCUGGUCUCUUCCCUAAAGCGGCGUAUUUGCACUAUACAGGUGUGUACAGAACGGUUCGAGGUAACAAGGACUUGUUCAUUCAUCCGAACAGCUGUCUGUAUACCUUACAGCAGCCACAAUGGCUACUAUUUUGCGAGAUUUUGCAAACUAAUAAAACAUAUAUGAAGGACCUGACGGUUAUUCAGCCGGAAAUACUGUUGGAAUCAGCACCACACUUUUACGAGAGAGCGUCUAUCGAAUCUGUUUAAAGUAUUACAUGUGAAUAUAUGUGAAUCGUAUGCAUUUAAUACACAUAGUUAUUGUCUAUUUUUGUACUUAGUAUAGGAAUAAUAAUUUUUAUAUUAAAAACUACAUCAGUAUUUUUAAGUCGCAUACUGUGUAAAUCUUAUGAAAUUGUAAAUAUGAUUUUCAUUUCCAUGUGUGAGAAAA
Molecule: messenger RNA, 2413 nt
Organism: Odontomachus brunneus
Lineage: Eukaryota; Metazoa; Arthropoda; Insecta; Hymenoptera; Formicidae
Product: probable ATP-dependent RNA helicase DHX35
Exons: 12
Coding region: 181-2232 (683 amino acids)
Cellular component (GO): intracellular anatomical structure; catalytic step 2 spliceosome
Molecular function (GO): RNA binding; ATP binding
Source: RefSeq, a predicted model, not a curated record